Molecule: messenger RNA, 1161 nt
Organism: Entrophospora candida
Lineage: Eukaryota; Fungi; Glomeromycota; Glomeromycetes; Entrophosporales; Entrophosporaceae
Source: the annotation of a GenBank genome assembly
AUGGUAACUUUUGCUGCAGAUUAUUGGGCUCCUGCUCUCGAUAGUAAAGCUCGUCGUCGUAUGACUGAUUUAGAAGGAAGAGCUGUACAAGCAAUUAAAAAGAACUUAUCAAGAUCAACAUCUUUAUUAUUGAAGAAAUAUGGUGUUUGUGAUAAAAGUUGUAUUGGAAAAGGUGCUACUGCUGUUGUUCGACUUCAUCAUAAAUUUGAUAAUUCAGAGUGUGAGAGAACUUACGCUGUAAAGGAAUUUAGAAAGAAAAGAAAGAAUGAAUCAGAAAAAGACUAUGUAAAGAAACUUACAAGCGAAUUCUGUAUAAGUUCUACUUUACAUCAUGUUAACAUUGUUAAAACUGUUGAUUUUCUUCAAGAUGACAAUCAUAAUUGGUGUGAAGUGAUGGAAUAUUGUGCUGGCGGUGAUUUAUACAGUGCAAUAAAAGCAAGCCAUAUGACUUCGGUAGAAAUAAAUUGUUGUUUCAAACAACUUAUAAUGGGUAUCAGUUACCUUCAUUCAAUGGGUGUUGCUCACAGAGAUAUAAAGCCUGAAAAUUUAUUAUUGGAUAAGAAUGGUCACCUAAAAAUCACUGAUUUUGGUGUAUCAGAUGUUUUUAGAACAUGUUGGGAAGAAGAAGUCCACUUUUCAAAGGGCUUAUGCGGGUCAGAACCUUACAUUGCUCCUGAACAAUUUGAAACUAAAGAAUAUGAUGCAAGAUUAGUAGAUAUAUGGGCAUGUGGGAUAGUCUAUUAUUGUAUGAUAUAUCAAGGCAUUCCAUUUAGGAUGGCAACACCAGCAGAUCCAAACUAUGCAAAUUAUUUAGAAACCAAAAAUUUGGGAUUGUAUGAACCAUUCGAAAGACUGCCACGUGGCUGUCGGGAUUUAAUGUUUCGCAUUCUUGAACCUGAUACCAAACUACGUAUAAGAAUUGAAGAGAUAAAAAAUGAUGCUUGGUUCAAGACUAUAGAGUCAUGUUCCGAGUUUGAUGAACCAAAACCAGAAUCAGAAUUGGAGUCAUCAAAAUCUACAAAAUCAUCGUCAGAGCCUUCGUCACGGAAACGUACCUUGACACAAGAACAUAAACAUCUUCCCCCAAUGUGUUUAAAAGAAAUUCAAGAGAAGGACGGGAAGAAUGGUGCGAAAGAUAAUCAUAAUGAUAAGGACAAUUAA